UUAUGCAGACGUCACCGGGGAGCCCCCGCCCUCUCCUGCAUCUCAUUAAGUGCCUGGUGUGUUUCUCGCUCCCUGUCAAUAAUCCCGGAUCCCAGACUUCUCCGUUCCUCCGGAUUUCGAUCCCCCUUUUUCUAUCUGUCAAUCAGCGCCGCCUUUGAACUGAAAAGCUCUCAGUCCAACUUCAACUCACUCAAACCCGAGCGGCACAGGCUCCCCAUAUCCGCGGCGACUGCCCCCCCCGUCACAGCUGACUUCUGGGCUUGGUUUGUUGCAUUUUUUUUUUUUUUUUUUAACCCCCCUCCCCCCCCGCUGCUCCCCCCUCCCCACGGUUUAUAUAUUUUUUAUUAUUAUUAAUUUUUCCGCGAGUGCGUGCGCGGGUGUGCGUGUGCGCGCAGUGCACGCCGAGCAGCUCCCGGGAAGAAAGAAAGAGAAAAUCCCGAAGAAGGAAAGGAAGAAGCCUAAAGUCACUGGUGCAAAGGAGCAAAGAAGAGACGUUUCCCUCCCCUCCUCCUCCCUCUUUUCCCCUCCCCAGGAGGAAAGAGAAGGGGAAAAAAAAGAAACUUUCACCUUGGACUCUUCUUUUUUGGUGCAAACUUUCCCCCCCCCCCUCUUCUUUUUCCUUCCCCCCCCCCCCCCAUUCCCCUCCUUUUUUUUUUUUCUUCUUUUGUUUUUCCCCUUCCCCUUUUUGCAAAAUUGCUGCUGGUGGGGUGAAGCAGGAGGAAAAUGCCGCAGCUGAACGGCGGUGGAGGGGACGACCUGGGCGCCAACGAUGAACUGAUCUCUUUCAAAGACGAAGGGGAGCAGGAGGAGAAGAUCUCCGAGAACUCCUCGGCGGAGAGGGAUUUAGCUGAUGUCAAGUCGUCUCUCGUCAAUGAAUCAGAAACGAAUCAAAACAGCUCCUCAGACUCGGAGGCGGAGCGGCGGCCCCCGCCUCGGUCCGAAACUUUCAGAGAUAAAUCCCGGGAAAGUUUAGAGGAAGCUGCGAAGAGGCAAGAUGGAGGGUUGUUUAAGGGCCCACCAUACCCGGGUUAUCCCUUUAUAAUGAUCCCCGACCUCAGCAGCCCGUAUCUGCCCAAUGGAUCGCUCUCUCCGACGGCGAGAACGUAUCUGCAGAUGAAAUGGCCACUGCUUGAUGUUCAGGCAGGGAGCCUUCAGAGUAGACAAGCCCUCAAGGAUGCUAGGUCUCCAUCUCCAGCACACAUUGUUUCUAACAAAGUGCCAGUUGUGCAGCACCCACACCAUGUACACCCUCUUACGCCGCUUAUCACAUACAGCAAUGAGCACUUCACACCAGGAAACCCUCCUCCACACUUACCAGCUGACGUAGAUCCCAAAACAGGAAUUCCAAGGCCUCCACAUCCUCCAGAUAUAUCUCCUUAUUAUCCAUUAUCACCAGGCACUGUAGGACAAAUCCCCCAUCCGCUAGGAUGGCAAGGUCAGCCAGUGUACCCAAUCACGACAGGGGGUUUCCGCCACCCUUACCCAACAGCUCUGACUGUCAAUGCUUCCAUGUCAAGCUUUCUCUCCUCUAGGUUUCCUCCACACAUGGUCCCGCCACACCAUAGUUUACAUACAACUGGAAUUCCUCAUCCGGCCAUAGUCACACCAACAGUCAAACAGGAAUCUUCCCAGAGCGACGUCGGCUCACUCCACAGCUCAAAACAUCAGGACUCCAAAAAAGAAGAAGAGAAAAAGAAGCCACACAUAAAGAAACCUCUUAAUGCAUUUAUGUUGUAUAUGAAGGAAAUGAGAGCAAAAGUUGUAGCAGAAUGCACAUUGAAAGAGAGCGCAGCCAUCAACCAAAUCCUCGGUCGAAGGUGGCACGCGUUAUCCAGAGAAGAGCAAGCGAAAUACUAUGAACUAGCAAGAAAGGAGCGACAGCUUCACAUGCAGCUGUACCCAGGCUGGUCUGCACGGGAUAACUAUGGAAAGAAGAAGAAGAGGAAAAGGGAUAAGCAGCCAGGAGAGACCAAUGAACACAGCGAAUGUUUCCUAAAUCCUUGCCUUUCACUUCCUCCGAUUACAGACCUGAGCGCUCCUAAGAAAUGCCGAGCGCGCUUUGGCCUUGAUCAACAGAAUAACUGGUGCGGCCCCUGCAGGAGAAAAAAAAAGUGCGUUCGCUACAUACAAGGUGAAGGCAGCUGCGUCAGCCCACCCUCUUCAGAUGGAAGCUUACUAGACUCUCCUCCGUCCUCCCCUGCCAUGCUCGCCUCCCCCUCCAGAGACUCGAAACCACAGACUGAACAAACGCAACCCCUCUCGCUCUCAUUGAAGCCGGACCCGCUGGCGCACCUGGUGAUGAUGCCGCCGCCAUCCUCGCUCGUGCUCGCUGAGAGCGCCGCGAGCAAGCCCGGCGCCCUGCCCGCCGCCAGCUGCCCCAACGGGGCCCUGGACCACCCGCCGGCCGCCCUCCCGCCGGCCGCCGCCCCGUCCCUCGCACAGCCCUCGACGUCCUCCUUGCAUUCCCACAGCUCGCUGGCGGGGACACAGCCCCAGCCGCUCUCCCUUGUAACGAAGUCCUUAGAAUAGCUUUAGCCUCGUUAGCCCUUUCGGUUUCCUUUCGGGGGGAUUGAAUUCUGUUGGUAUUUGGGGUUUUAGGGUUUUGUUUGUUUGUUUGUUUGUUUGAUUUUUUUUUCCUGUUCUUUAUUUUUUUUCUGCUCCUCGUUGUCGUCCGCUGUUUGUCGUCGUUCCUCGGUUUCAUUUUUAAUUUGUGCCAUGUGGCUACAUUAGUUGAUGUUUUAUCGAGUUCAUUGGUCAAUAUUUGACCCAUUCUUAUUUCAAUUUCUCCUUUUUAAAUAUGUAGAUGAGAAAAGCCUCAUGAUUCUGCCAAAAUUUUUAUCAACAGCUGUUUAAAGUCUUUGUAGCGUUUAAAAAAUAUAUAUAUAUACAUAAUUGUUAUGUAGUUCCAAUAGCUUAGUUUUAAAGACUGAUUUUAAAAAUUAAAAAAAAAAAAAAAAAAGAAGCAAUUUUGAAGCAGCCCUUGCCAGAGGCAUUGGUUCUUUAUUAUUUGUAUUAAAUACGAGCUUGCGAACCAAUCAUUUUACAUCUGGUUUUUAAACCUUUAAGGGCAUAACGAAUGCGGUGCCGCUACUACUUCUUUUUUUUUCUUCCUUGUGUGAAACAACCUUUAUUGUGAUGUUACUUGUUAUUGUUUAAAUGUACAGAAACAAAGGGUUAAAAAAAUGUGUUAAUAUACCUUGUUCCAUGGUGUUGUUCUUUUUGGGGGAGGGGACGCUACUCAACAAUUAAAAAUAUCACAACGCUAUUGGACCAGUAGUAUUUAUUGCUUUAGAAAUUGCUUGUUGUAUCUGUAUGUUGUCCCUUUUUAAAUGUUUUUUUCUUCUUUUUUUUUUCUUGAAACAUUGUAUAAAGUUUUUUUUUUCCUUUAGUGUAAGCAUCUUAUAUAUAACAACUCAUUUGUACAAGGUUUUUAAGUUUAUAUAUAAAUGUGUAUAUAUAUAUUUUUUCCGGGAUUUUGUUUUUGAUUUCCUUUUUUUCCUUUUUUUUUUUUUUUUUUUUUUUUUUUGCUAUAUGAAAUACAGUUGCCACCAAAUGGACAUUCGCAGAUGCAUUUUUUCAAGGAUCAAUAGUGUAAAGAAUAAAAUUGCUUUAAAAGCCAUUACACUCAAAAAAGACUUGAAAAUUUAGCAAGGGAAUUUUUAGCAAUGCUGUUUGAAAAAUAGCAAGGUCCAAGUGUCUCCUGUUCAGAACUGCAGCUGAAUCCCCUGCGACAUUAGGACUGUAGGCUGUGUGCAAAAUUUUUAUGUGCCAAAAUUCUCAGUGACUUUUAACUUUCUCCCGACAACUUUAUUAUUUUUUUUUUAAUGCUGUAAAUUUUUUGUUCAUCAUGUUUUGCUGUGAUGUUACAUAGGUAGAUAUGUAUGUAGUUUUAAUGUCACCUAUAACAGACGUGUUUGGUAGCAGAUUGUCCGGAAAGCAUUUAAAAUGAAGAGGUAUAAACCCUUAAGGGCCAAAUUCUGUAUAUUAGAUUAUUCAUAAAAGGAAAAUCAGACUGCCACUUUUAUGUACACUUACUACAUACAGGUAGGUAGCAAACUUAAAACAAAAAAAAAACCUAGGCAUGUUGAUGUUGCAAAAAACGCUGUAUAAAGCUGAAAAAAUUGUUCAUCUGUUCAUUCAGUGCCAUUGUAGUUGACAUGAAGCGAUUGUAAAACUGUCUCAGAUUUUUCUCUGGUUUAUUAAGAUGCUAACUAUAACAUUUUUUGUGAAUACUUUGAAUGUUUCCUAACAGUUGUGAUGUUACUGUUCCGUUUUAUGCUCUUAUUCCGAUUUUCAUUUUUAAUGGUUUGGAAGCCAUUUUUUGUAAUGAAUAAAUGUUCAUGCUGUACAGUAUCUGUAGCAUGCAGUUCUGGAUUAAUAAAAGCAACUUAGUA
Molecule: messenger RNA, 4394 nt
Organism: Hirundo rustica (Barn swallow)
Lineage: Eukaryota; Metazoa; Chordata; Aves; Passeriformes; Hirundinidae
Gene: TCF7L2
Product: transcription factor 7 like 2
Exons: 14
Coding region: 724-2529 (601 amino acids)
Biological process (GO): canonical Wnt signaling pathway; regulation of transcription by RNA polymerase II
Cellular component (GO): beta-catenin-TCF complex; catenin-TCF7L2 complex
Molecular function (GO): DNA-binding transcription factor activity, RNA polymerase II-specific; RNA polymerase II cis-regulatory region sequence-specific DNA binding
Source: RefSeq, a predicted model, not a curated record